AACAAGUCUCUUAAAUCUAAAUAUCAGUCAUAGAAAUCUAGGGAUGCAUUAUCUACCUUAAUUGGGUUCUAUGACAUUUAUAUAAGUGAUAAGAUCAGUGCAGUGAGCACUACUAAUCCAUCCAUAAGUCGUAUUGUUUGCUAGUUGAUUUUUCUCAUUGUGUUACAGACAUGAAGGCCUGGCUAGUGCUGUUGUUUGUGGUGUAUACGAUAAGUUCAACAGCUUAUAAGUGAAGAGGCAAUAAGUUGAUUGCAUCUGCUGCUAGGAGGAUUUUAACUUUAUAUACAUGACUGGCAUUUCUUGUUGCAAGUCCUGCUAGGGUUGUUUGUUACUUCAGCAACUGGGCGAUAUACCGGCCUGGUAUCGGUAAAUAUGGAAUUGACGAUAUACCAGUGGAUCUUUGCACCCACAUCAUCUAUUCCUUCAUUGGUGUCGAUGAGAAAAACUGGAGUGUGCUCGUCAUAGACCCUGAGGUGGACGUAGAACAAAAUGGGUUUAGAAACUUCACAAGUAUGAAGAAGAACCAUCCUAAAGUGAAGUUUCAGAUAGCUGUUGGAGGAUGGGCAGAAGGCGGCUCGAAAUAUUCCCAUAUGGUAGCUGAAAAAUCAAGAAGGGACACAUUCAUCAGCAGCGUUGUGGAUUUCAUGAAAAACUACGACUUUGAUGGCUUUGAUCUGGAUUGGGAAUACCCAGCAGCCGCCGACAGAGGUGGAAGUUUUUCUGAUAAAGAUAAGUUCUUCUAUUUCGUGGAGGAGCUGCGCAGAGCGUUCGAUAAAGAAGGUAAGGAAUGGGAGAUCACCAUGGCAGUACCAGUAGCAAAAUUCCGACUUCAAGAGGGAUACCAUGUGCCAGAGCUAUGCGAACUUUUAGACGCCGUUCACGCGAUGUCUUAUGAUUUGAGAGGUAACUGGGCCGGUUUCGCAGACACCCACAGUCCACUCUACAAGAGACCCCAUGACCAAUGGGCAUACGAAAAACUGAAUGUGAACGAUGGACUACAAUUAUGGGUAGACAUGGGAUGCUCGCCAAAGAAACUAGUUGUCGGCAUACCAUUUUAUGGAAGAACAUACACAUUGAGUCGCGGUAACAACAAUCACAAUCUAGGAACCUACAUUAACAAAGAAGCUGGUGGUGGAGAACCUGGACCGUACACAAAUGCCACCGGAUUUUUGGCUUACUAUGAGAUUUGUACUGAGGUGAUGAACAAAGACGCUGGGUGGACCAAACAAUGGGAUGAACACGGAAAAGUGCCGUAUACAUACAAAGGCACACAGUGGGUCGGUUAUGAAGAUCCAGAAUCAGUACAAAUCAAAAUGGACUGGAUUAAGUCUAAGGGCUAUGCCGGUGCAAUGACGUGGGCUAUAGAUAUGGACGAUUUUCACGGACUGUGUGGUCCAAAGAAUCCUUUGAUCCAUAUUUUGUAUGCAAAUAUGAAAUCAUAUGAUGUACCCGAGCCCACAGUAACUACAACGCCAAGGCCAGAAUGGGCUAGGCCAAAAAGCACAACAUCUCCAGACUCUACUAAGCCAGCUUCAACAACUAAGAGACCAGAGGAAUGGCAGCCUAGUACUACCCACCGCCCUAGCACACCAUCUCGCCGGCCGUCAUCCACAUCCUCUCCUGAAGGUUCUGCUGUUUCUUCUACGUCGGUACCUGCAGGAGCAAGUGCAACAGCAAGUCCAGCAGCAAAUCCAACAACUGCUACCAAUCCCAACGAGAUAGAUUAUCCGACUGAGUGCAAAGGAGAUUUCAUGCCGCAUCAAGAUUGUGAAAAGUACUAUCGGUGUGUGCACGGAAAAGCCAUGGUAUUCUCUUGUAAACCAGGAUUGAUCUUCAACACUGCAUCCAGUGUCUGCGAUUGGCCAUCAAAUGCUGACCGAGAGAGGUGUAAGCAAGCGUAAAAUAUUAAAAAUGUGAUUUGAUAGUUAGGUUAGAUAUACUUUUUGAGACUUUUACUGUAAACCUGUUUUCAAUAAAUUAUUUAUAACA
Acanthoscelides obtectus is the source of this 1989-nucleotide messenger RNA. Lineage: Eukaryota; Metazoa; Arthropoda; Insecta; Coleoptera; Chrysomelidae. The record is from the annotation of a GenBank genome assembly.